AUGGUGAACGAAGCCGAGACCAGCGAUCAAAGAAUCAACAUCGAAAGAAGUUUGGAUGCUGACGGAAGCAUUGGAAACGUCUGUGAAAGCAUGGGGUCAAUGGAUCUGGUGCGUCCAUUGCUCUCUUGGGGAUCAACGAGGAGAUAUAACGCGGUCAUCACGACGGUCCCGAAUGCUGCAUUGCUUACACGAUCGCUAUUUGUGAAUACCGUAGCUGACAACAAAUCGAUGAAGAAACGGGGAGUGGGCAGACCAAUCAUUCCAACGGCACUGUUAUUCUCAAGCGAUGCUAACCCACCCGUGAUUCCGUAUGCGGAAGCAACUCGGAAUGCCAGACAAUUGCGAUUAUCAAUCCGUAGACAAAGGAGAGCAGCUCUGUCAUCCACGUCUGUGUCCACAACUGCUAAACGUAAAAAGAAAAUCAAACCAUGUGUCAAGUGGGAUUUGGUGUCAUGCCCAUCGUGUAAAGCAUUACUAUGGAACGCCGAAGCAGUUGGCGGUGGGACCAACCGGUCGAAGAAAGAGUUUAGUCUAUGCUGCCAGAAGGGGCGUGUGAGGCUUCCACCGGUUCGAGAGCCACCGUCACCGUUGCUAGAGCUGUUGGAGUCACCAAAAUUCAGACCACACAUCAGAGUUGCAAACAGUCUGCUUGCAUUCACAUCAAUGGGUGCCCAUAUUGACCAUAGCGUUACUGGAACCCCAGGACCUUUUACCUUCCGUGUCCAUGGCCAGAUAACUCACAGAAUUGGCUCCAUGCUACCCGAAGAUGGUAACGAUCCGCAGUAUUUGCAGCUCUAUAUUUUCGAUACCGAAAACGAGAUCGAGAACAGAAAGAGAGCGAUUACCAAAGGUUCUGCAUCACUAGAACUCGAUGAUGCUAUCAUUGCCCAGUUGAUUGAGAUGCUUGACACUAACAACCACCUAGCCAGGACCUUUAGACAUGCUCGCGACCGCUUCCGCGCCACUGGGACAAUCGAGUUUAGUAUCACAUUAGUCAGUCAUCCAAACAGAGGCCGACAGUAUGAUCUUCCUUCCGCAAGUGAGAUCGGUGGACUGGUGGUUGGAGAUUUAUCUGCGACAACUGUAGGAAGAGACAUUGUGGUCGAGCUUAAAUCUUCGCAGCUGCAAAGAAUAGGUGAUCUCCACCCGUUACUGAUGAGUCUUCAGUAUCCAUUGUUGUUUCCGUACGGGGAAACUGGGUACAACGAACGACUGCCAUACGAAGGGCCGGAAACUUCCACUGUGAAGAGGGAAUUCAUGACGAUGCGAGAGUUUUAUGCUUAUCAAAUCCAGACCAGACCUUCAGAAGGAAUGACAAUUAUUAAGGGAGGAAGAUUACUGCACCAGUAUAUUGUUGACGCAUAUGUGGCUACAGAGACAGAGAGACUGCGGUUCAUCAGUCUGAAUCAAAAGAAGCUGCGGGCAGAUCUAUACAACAAUGUAUGCGACGCAGUUGAAGCCGGUGAUGCUGACCCGGCUCAAAUUGGUAAAAAGGUCAUCCUCCCUUCAUCCUUCACGGCUGGACCUCGGUACAUGGCUGAAAAAUAUCAAGACGCAAUGGCUAUAUGCCGUUGGUAUGGGAACCCUCAUCUCUUCAUCACCGUCACCGCGAACCCAAAUUGGGUGGAGCUCAAAAAUCAUCUUACUGCAUAUGGAGGUGACUCCCCUAAUAGCCGGCCUGACCUCGAGUGUCGACUCUUCAAGCUAAAGCUUGAUGAAAUGAUGGCAGAAUUCAAAAACGGAGUUUACUUCCCUAAACCGGCCGCAGUGGUCUACACCAUAGAAUUUCAGAAGCGAGGUUUGCCCCAUGCCCAUAUCUUAUUAUGGUUAAAAGGAGUAAAAAAGGAGGUUACAGCUGCAAUGAUUGAUGAAUAUAUCUCGGCAGAGUUUCCAGAUAGAGAGCUUGACCCGGAGGGCUUUGAUUUGGUUGAGCGGCAUAUGAUACAUGGUCCGUGUGGCAGGUUACGCCCCAGGUCGCCGUGCAUGGACAAAGGGGAGUGCACUAAGAGUUUCCCAAAACCUUUCUCGGAUCACACAAGAAUUGACAAAUCUGGAUUCGUGGUAUAUAGGAGGAGGGGUGAUUCUGGGUCGUUUGUUGUCAAGGGUGAUAUCAAACUGGAUCAUCGAUAUGUGGUGCCUCAUAAUCUUGCUCUGCUGAAGAAAUACCAAGCCCACAUCAACGUUGAAUGGUGCUGUAGGACAAGUGCAAUCAAAUACCUAUUUAAAUACAUUACCAAAGGCGUUGAUCGUGCUACUGCUCACCUACAGAAAAAGGAAUCUGCAGGCAUCGUGAAUCAGGAGGAAAAGAAAAAAACAAGUAUGGUCAACGAGAUUGACAAGUUUUUGGAAUGCCGCUAUAUAUCGGCUUGCGAAGGUGCAUGGAGAUUAUUUGCUUUCCCAAUACACCAUAACCAGCCUAAUGUUGUUAAGCUUCCAGUACACCUACCAGGGGAGCAUUUGAUGGUCUACGAUGAAUCUGCUGACCUAUCAGAGGUGCUAUGCCGGGAGAAUAUAGAUAAGACGAUGUUAACUGCAUUCUUUGAGGCGUGUGAGAUAUAUGAGGAAGCUAGGGAGCUGACAUACAUUGAGUUCCCCUCCAGGUUCGUAUAUCAGUCAGCCGGGAAACUAUGGGCACCAAGACAACAAGGAGAAGCUAUUGGCCGUGUCGUGUAUGUCAGUCCAACCUCCGGAGAUAGAUACUACUUAAGGAUAUUGUUAAAUGUUGUGAGAGGUCCUAGGAGCUAUUAUGAUUUAUGCAGUGUUGGUGGGGUCUUUUACAAGAAGUGCAAAGACGCGUGCUAUGCCAGAGGUUUACUCAAUGAUGAUAAAGAGUGGCAUGAAGCAAUAGAAGAGCCAUCUUACUGGGCGACUGGACGUCAGCUGAGAAGAUUAUUUGUACUUAUACUGGUAUACUGUCAGGUUAUAAGCCCUCUAAAGCUGUGGGAGCAUUCAUGGAAGUUUUUAGCUGAGGACAUACUCUACAUGAAACGUAAGGAGUUUCGAUUUCCAGAGCUUGAAUUAGAGGACGAGCAGUUGAAGCAGUAUACUCUGAUCGAGGUCGAGAGACAUCUAAAAGAGCAUAACCAGACGUUAGAAGACUACGAUGAGAUGCCUAAGCCAGAUAAAUCCAUAAUAUCAGAGUUGAACAACCCGGAGUUGCGGCAAGAGUUACUUUACGACGUCAAGAAGGAGGCUGAAACGCAUCGUGAGUUGUUUAGCGCCCUCAAUCAGGAUCAGCGCACAGUGUAUGAUGCAGUUCUCAAGUCAGUUGAAGAAGGAUUAGGGCAACUGUUCUUUGUGUAUGGUCCAGGAGGAACUGGUAAAACGUACCUGUACAGGACCAUCAUCGCACGGAUCAGGUCAGUAGGCAAAGUAGUUAUACCGGUUGCAACCGCCGGUAUCGCGGCAUUGCUUCUUCCAGGUGGGAGAACAGCCCACUCACGGUUUAAACUACCACUGGCACUGGAUGAUAGUUCGAUGUGUAAUAUACACAAAGGGUCUAGCUUGGCUGAAUUAAUAUGCAAGGCGGACCUAAUAAUAUGGGACGAGGCUCCGAUGGCGCAUAGACACACGUUUGAAACACUAGACCGUUCUCUCAGAGAUUUGUUAUCGCACGCAGAUCCCGAGGCAGCCACAAAGCCUUUUGGUGGCAAGACGGUGCUUCUUGGGGGCGAUUUUAGACAAAUUCUACCGGUCAUCCCACACGGGAAACGUCCGGAUACGGUUCUCGCGUCCAUUAGCAAGUCGUAUAUUUGGAAAAUGGCACGAGUCUAUUCACUGUCAAUAAACAUGAGGCUGCGGCAGGAGGACAAAGACUUUGCAGAAUGGCUCUUGCAAGUAGGAAAUGGGGAAGCGGAAACAGUGUCAUCAUAUAAAUCAAAGCAUGAAGAAGGUAGUCAGAUUUUUGUGGACAAGAGCUUAUUACUACCUCGCUCUGAAACUCCACAUGAAGCUUUGGCAGAUGCUGCAUAUCCAAACUUCCUCCAGAACUACCGAAACAAAGAGUACCUGAAGGAAAGAGCCGUCUUGACACCGACAAAUAAUACCGUACAUGAGAUCAACGCUUAUCUACUCUCUAAGAUCCCAUCACAUGCUAGGGAGUAUUUGAGCUCAGAUUCCAUCGAUUUUGAGGCCACACCAGCUGAUGAUUGGACCAGCCAUUACCCACCUGAAUAUCUCAAUUCACUAGAAUUUCCAGGACUUCCGAAUCACCGGCUGUGCUUGAAAGUAGGGGCACCAGUUAUGAUGCUGCGCAAUCUUAACCAGGAUCUAGGUUUGUGCAAUGGUACAAGGAUGAUGGUCACCCGGCUAGGUAGCAGGAUUGUUCAAGCUGAGAUCAUGACUGGCACAGAAGUUGGUGAGCAGGUUUUGAUUCCUAGGAUUCAGCUAACACCCACAGAUACCAUCCAUCCAUUCACUUUCAACCGUCGGCAAUUCCCGAUCAGGCUGUGCUAUGCCAUGACCAUAAACAAGAGCCAGGGGCAGAGCCUAAAUAAUGUCGCUCUAUAUCUUCCCCGCCCUGUGUUUACUCAUGGUCAACUAUAUGUGGCCAUGUCUAGGGUCACGUCUCCAAAUGGGCUUAAGAUAUUAGACGAGACUUCCGAUGCGGACGGUAAAGAUGGAGUGACCAAUAUUGUCUACAGGGAAAUCUUCAAUGACAUCCAAGUGACACAGCUCUGCAAAAAUAAUAUGAUUAUCAGAAUGUUUGGAUUCAGCUUUUACGACCAUUGA
Molecule: messenger RNA, 4731 nt
Organism: Raphanus sativus (radish)
Lineage: Eukaryota; Viridiplantae; Streptophyta; Magnoliopsida; Brassicales; Brassicaceae
Exons: 7
Coding region: 1-4731 (1576 amino acids)
Biological process (GO): DNA repair; telomere maintenance
Molecular function (GO): DNA helicase activity
Source: RefSeq, a predicted model, not a curated record